This is a messenger RNA of Oryzias melastigma (Indian medaka), 6024 nucleotides long. It is a transcript of the gene foxo4, whose product is annotated as forkhead box O4. The record is from RefSeq and is a predicted model, not a curated record. Gene Ontology annotation, molecular function: RNA polymerase II cis-regulatory region sequence-specific DNA binding; DNA-binding transcription factor activity, RNA polymerase II-specific. NCBI's taxonomy places the organism in Eukaryota, Metazoa, Chordata, Actinopteri, Beloniformes, Adrianichthyidae. The transcript has 3 exons. Gene Ontology annotation, cellular component: nucleus. The coding region runs from base 1367 to 3280 and encodes 637 amino acids. Gene Ontology annotation, biological process: regulation of transcription by RNA polymerase II.
AACUGCACGCAGGCGCAGACCUCGUUGCCUGACAGUGGUAAACAGACGUCAGAAGGGUGUCUUCGCUUCGAGCCAAAACAAAACAAAGCAAAACAAGUCAAAAAGAGAGUGAAUGGACGAUUACUUUGACCACCACAACAACCGGAAGUUUUAGAAAAUUCGUCGCUGGUUCGAAACGGCUACUUGGAGGAAGUUAUAUCCAGCUUUUGAGUGACUUUUCCCCGGAUUGUAAACUCUGGAGUAGCAGGGGCUUAAGCGGCUAACGCUACGGUGGCUAUCGUGGUGUUUUCAAAGUGCGGCUAGUGGGAGCCGACAGACCUCCAGGCGGACUCUCGGGGGGAAACCCCCUAUGGUUUGUUUUAUACUCAUCUCUCGGGGCAAAACCCCACCUGUGAUCUGAGCCUGGCCCGCGAGGGGUUUGUAGCUUCUUAGAGAACCGUGUCGCGCGGCAGGAAAGCGCAGAAACAUGGCAGAUGGUGACACGCGCCUGGCCGCAAUGUGGCGGAUCGUACAGACCUGAGGCACGGACUUUUCACGCGGCAUUUUUCGUUGCUUUUACACUUUUAGCGCAGCAGAUAUAAUAUACUAGUAACUUAUAUAUAUAUUUCCGAGUUGGAAGUUCUUUUAUAAAGUUCGUUUAAGCGUAUUUUUUUGGUCAGCACGAGCGCAGGGGCGACUGGAGGUGUCUCAGAACUGUUUGUACACUUUGGGGCAGCCGGCUUCUUCAGCAGACGGACACUUUUCACUCUAAACUCCUACCUUUUUGUGAGUCAACCGUUUUUUUACAUUAUUUUAUUUUUUCAUACAGGAAAAAAAGUUUGUGUCGUUUUCAGCCCCCCUUUUUGAGACCCUUUUGUUUACAAAUAACCCCCCCCCCUUCCCAGAAAGCUGCUUUGGUCAGCUAAUCCCUGCAAGAGUUUUUCUAGUUUUACAGUAAAACAUCACAUGUGUUGACAAAUUCGGUUUUGAUUAAUUAAUCAAUUAUAGCAGAUUUUUAAUAGUUUCAAUGAAAAAGUUGGAUUAGGAUUUAUUUUUGCAUUCUUUUUCCUGUAAACUCCCGCGGAUCCAGAUGUGCGGCGCGUGUCUGUCCUCCACUUUUGUUUUUAUUUCAUUCAAACAAAGGGGCUCCCGUCGCAGCCCUCUUUCACUCCAUAUAAGUCGAAAGGUUUAUGAUAGUUACUAUUAAGGAGAUUAUUUUGGUUCCCUAAUCUCCAAUCUGAGGAUUAACGGAGGCCAUUGGUGUGUCCAGAUAAUUGCAUCUCCUUUGACCCCCCCGGUGGCUGAUAAAUAUUUUUGUUUUGUCGUGUCUGGUAAAGUUUUGACGUUAAAGCCCUUUAGAGGUGAGGACUUUUUUUGACGCGCCACCAUGGAGGAGUCCUCGAUGCCCGCCAUUGACCCAGAUUUCGAGCCGCAGAGCCGACCCCGCUCCUGCACGUGGCCGCUCCCGAGACCCGACAUCUCCACUGUCAAAGCGGAGGGGGCGGACGGCGGCGAGUCCACCGCCGGGACCCCGCCCGCGGACGAGGACAAGCCCGAUGCGCAGCAAAUCACGUCCGAGCCCGAGAAAGCGGCGGCCGCGGCGGAGGGCGGAGCCGUCGCGGGAGUGGGCGGGGUCAGCGCCGCGUCACGCAAAGGAUCCUCCCGACGGAACGCAUGGGGGAACCAGAGCUACGCGGAUCUGAUCAGCCAGGCCAUCGAGAACUCUCCGGAGAAGAGGCUGACGCUGGCCCAGAUCUACGAGUGGAUGGUGAAAACAGUGCCUUACUUCAGAGAUAAGGGGGACAGCAACAGCUCCGCCGGAUGGAAGAAUUCGAUUCGCCACAAUUUAUCUCUGCACAAUAAGUUCUUGAGGGUGCACAAUGAGUCGACGGGAAAGAGUUCCUGGUGGAUGCUCAACCCCGAAGGCGGGAAGACCGGGAAGGCUCCUCGCCGCCGUGCGGCCUCCAUGGACAACAGCAGCAAGCUGCUGAAGAGCCGCAUGCGGGCCAAGCAGACCAAGAAGCAGGCGGGAGCGGCCAACUCCGGAGGGGUGCUGCAGGGCGAUGGCGGCACGGGCUCAGCGGGGGCCGACAGCCCCAACUCUUCCCAGCAGUUUUCUAAAUGGGGGGUGAACAGCAGCAGCCCGUCGUCCCGCGGCAGUCUGGAUGACAGCGACAUGUGGAACACCUUCCGCCCUCGCACGAGCUCUAACGCCAGCACGCUGAGUGGACGCCUGUCGCCCAUCGCCCCCGGCCAGGAGGAUGACGACAACCUGCCCGACGAUGGGCUGCUGGGGAGAUACACCGCCAGCAGCCUGACCCCCACCCUCACAGAGACCCUUAUGGAGGAGCUAGAUAUGAUCGACCACCUCACCCUGAUGACGGGGCAGCAGGGAGGGGCCAGUCCCAGCACCGCCCCACCAGCACCUCCCACCCCGCUGCCCUCAGCCUCCACCCUGCUGCCAAGAGGCUCCAGCUUCCCCUCUUUCCAUCAGCGGCAGUCCUCCAGCCUCUCACAGGCCCCCCCUCACACCGGGACCCAGGCCCCCGUCUCUCUGUGUGGACCCAGCAGCAAAGAGGCCACCACCUUCAGUAACUCUCUGUUCAACCCCAUACCCAGCUCCGCCUCCGGUGGGGGCAGUACUUACGGUACCCACGUACCUUCCAGCCUGGAGGCGCUGCUCACCUCUGACUCCCCGCCCCCAAGUGAUAUUUUGAUGGCCCAGGUGGACUCCCUCCUCCCCAGCUCUGGAGGUGUGGGCCAGAUGGGUCUGAGCACGCCCGUAGGGGGCAUGAGGCCCAAACCCAACCAGCUGCUGUUGGGCAAAGGGCUGGAGCCGAAUGCCGUGGCUCCGAUGGCGCUGCAGUCCCGGAUGCAGUCGCAGCAGCACCACCUUCAUCAGCCGCACCAGCACCACUCCCACAUGAGCUUGGGGAUGAUCCUUUCAGGCAUAUCCCAGGACCCGCCUCAGCUCUCCGCUCUCAAAGACCAGCACGCCACGGCCGUGGGUUCUCAUCACGUGUCACCUGUGACCGCCGCCAAUCCCAGCAUGAACCUGCAGGGGAUGAGUCAAUUCGGAGCUCCGUCCUGCUUCCCCACCACUCAGGACCGGCUGCCCACUGACUUGGACAUAGACAUGUUCACGGAAAACCUGGACUGUGAUGUGGACUACAUUAUUAACAGUGACCUCAUGGAUGGAGACGGCAUUGAUUUUAACUUUGACCCCAUACUGCCUGGAGGCCAAGGCUACGCUGGCCCGGCCACCACACAGGGCUCGGCUCACAACUGGGUUCCCAGCUAAGUUUUCUCACAAUCUUGUCAGAAAACUGAUCUCCAAUCAACGCAACCUGGAAAAAUGACAGAACAAGCGGUGCACCUCCCCUCCCCACUGGCUGAAGACACUUUUUAAAGACUAAAGCUUUCUAUUGGACUUCAAAACGGCAAACCCAGGCCUCCCCCAUGUCAUGUGCCAAUACAUGCAGAGGAUAGGCUCAAGCAACUAUGCACACAUUUUCUCAGUUUUUCUUCUCUUUAUAACAAUUUGGCUGUUUGCCAUUUUUCAUAUAAUCUAAAACAGAUGAUAUUUUUUUUUUAAGAUGCGUGAUGUAUAAUUUUUGGAGUGAAAAGACAAAUCAUCUACUCCUCUGCUGGAGGUUUACAUUUCAUUUGGGUUUCUCCACGCUAGCUUGUGGGUGGAUACGGUACCCCUGAUGUCAGCGGUGAUGAGGAAAUGGCCAGUUUUGUGCUCACUCUGCUUGGAUUUUUAUUUUAUUUUUGACCGAAUGCUGUUGGAUCAACUGAAUGAGGUUCAAAUACUAUGCUGCAAAGUCUGGAACACCAAGACUGUCUUUAUUAUGAAAAGCAAAGCCUGGGUAACUUCAUCUCAGCCGGAUCUCAGUUAAUUUUUUUUCUCUUUUGUUGAAAUUUGACGGCUCAAAAGUUAAGAAUACCUGCAGCAUGGCAGUUUUAACUGAAGUCCGAUGUGUUGAGGUAGAUGUCAGUUAGACGUGUGUUUGUUUUUUUUGUGUGUGUUUAACCCCAGGUUUUCACUCAAACUAACAAAAGCAAAGAAAUGUACUUUGUGAAUUUAUGCAAGGGGCAUUCAAAUAUUAAUCUCUCUAUUAGGCCAAGUGUAUUUGCUGUCAAAGAUAGAAGAGUGCCUCCACAGACAAAUAACCUUAAUUUUGUUCUCCUUUAUUUCAAAGCACUUAGGUCUCCUGUAACACAGGAACCCCAAAUUCUAAGAAUAAUUCCACAUAAUUUAGAGAAAUUAAAAAAAAAAGAGUAUAUGAUCCAGUUGCACGCAUACUUAAUGGCACACUAUGCAUAAAUAUUUGGGCAGGUAAACAAUAUCUUGAAGGAAAUUUUAAAAAGAUUGUUGAAGUAGACUUUUACUUUGAAAUAUUUCCUUUUAAAAAUGGUGGGACAGAGGAGUUGGAUAUCCUCUCACACUUUAAUCCCCAUUACUAACAAGAAAGCAUUAAUUCACAGUGUGAGAAGAACAAAAAAAAAAAGAAUUUAUUUGACUAGAGUUUUAACACAAGUUCAUAUCUAUGAGUAUAUUACUAAUGGGAAGUCAUUUUCUAUGUUAAAUUGGAAAAUGCAUUAUCCAUUUUAACUGCAUUUUUCUAUGCUUUUAUUUUUGUAAAGGAUGAGAUGCACGUAGAGGUUUUUUUUAUGUAACCAAAGGAACACUAAUAAUUGCAUUUGCAUGGCAUCUAGGGAGCGCUUGGGCCUGACACAGAAUCCUCGGUGUACAUAAGCUUUGCAAAAGAUGAUUUUGGAAAAAGUUAAAAAUCUAUCAUGUUAAUUAAGAUUCCCAACCAUCCGCCUCGCACUUUUGAUUUUCUUUACUUAGAGUAAACAGAAAAAAGGCAUCUUUUAUGAAACUGUUUUUAAAAAAAUGCAAGAAAUAGAAAACCAGUGCGCAGAUAUGAGGCUAACUAUUUAAAGAAAAUUAUAUUUUGCACAAUUUAUGUUGCAACAGACUGGAAAUCAAGAAGCCACAACUAUGAUGUGAUUUAAAGGAGACAUCUCAGUCUUAAAAAGAGCUGAUCUCAAAGUUUAUUCUUCUUUUUCUGUUUUUUUUAAUAAGUGUACAUUAGCUGUCAUGUAUAUCAGUUCUAGCUCAUUCCUUUAUUUUGUUCAGGUUGUUGACUGCCAGUAUUUAAAACACUAGAGCAUGAUGUUAUUCUGUAGCAAGACUUCAUUUUGUCAUCUUACCUCUGUUGAAGAAGUUUGUGUCGGUUUUGUCUUUCAUUUUUUUGACCUACUCUCCUUGCAGGUUUCACUGUAGCAUUGUGGUGGAAAUUAGUCUCAUUUGUAUAAAGUGUUCUCCUUUUUUCUCUCAUUUUAUUUCCUCAGAAUGGUGCUAGAUGAUGUGACGUAUCCACAGUACUCAAACAUGCAUAUCAGGGCCUUUUCAUUUACUCUGUAAGACACAGAAAUCUUAAUUAUUGUUGAGAUUUAUCACACAAUAAGCAACAGUUCCCAAUCUUACUUUAAUUUUUUGUAUUGCUUUUAUAUGUAUGAAAAUCUGGCCACUUUAAUCUUUUAAAAAAGACCAGUUUGUUUAAAUAAGAUUUUUCUUUUGUCAUCAGUCCUUUAUUUUUCAUGCAACCUAACAACUUUACCGUUUCUCAGCUGAUGGCCUAUUGUUUUUUUGAACUAACAGGCUGCAGUGUCUGCUUCUUCUUUAGUUUACGGUUACUGCCUUGAAGGAGUGUUUCACCUCUAAUGUUCAUUUACUGGAUUAUCUCUUCUUUUUAUUCAUUUUAUGUAGGAAUUAGUUUCUGUAUUUUGAAAAAAAAUUAAACACAUGCCCCAUUUUUUCUCUUCAGAAUUGUAGUUUAGGGUAAAGGCAGUUUUUUUUCCAGUAGAAAGGGGAGGGGGGGUCAUAAGUUGUGCAUAAGCCAAUUGUUUAAUAUUUUAAAUUUGAAUUAAUAUUUUUUUCUCUGAUUUUUCCUUUCUUUCUACACAUUGUAAAGUCAGCCAGAGAUGACAAACAGUUCUGAACUGCAGAAAUCAAUAAACUCUAACCCAUUU